This is a messenger RNA of Pan troglodytes (chimpanzee), 4642 nucleotides long. RefSeq names its product family with sequence similarity 78 member A (gene FAM78A). Lineage: Eukaryota; Metazoa; Chordata; Mammalia; Primates; Hominidae. The record is from RefSeq and is a predicted model, not a curated record. Bases 1017 to 1889 code for a protein of 290 amino acids. The transcript is spliced from 2 exons.
GUCACCGGCGAGCGGCCGGAGCCCUGAGCUCGCCUCCUGGAAGCCGCGGGUCGGCGCUCGCCCCGAGGGCGCCGGGACCUCGGCCGGGUGAACACAAACUGCUCUGCAAUUGAUUCGGCCGCGCCGGGCGGGUGCGGGUGCGGGGCCCGGAGGGAGCGCGUGCGGAAGGCCGGAGGGCAGGAAGUCAGGCUUCUGCCGCGAGGGUGGCGCGACCGCGCGGGGACAGAGCCUUCCUUAUUUAUGAGUCUGCCGGCGCUCGCCUGCUUCCUCCGAAGACUUCAGGGAGAGUCUGCGAGCUGCCGUCCCUGCGUGUGAGGCACAGAAGGGCUGGAUGUCAGAACCGCAUAAUUAUUCAUUAAACUACAAACUUUUUUUAACCCAAAGAAUAUCGGUGAUUUUUGUCCACUGCGAGGAGAAGAAGAGAGAGCCCAGGGCUCAUGAAAUGCAGCAGAAUCCUUAUUUAUAAACAGGCCGCGGUAGUGAUAUAUGCAACCCCAGUCUACUCAGUGAGUUUUCUAUCCUAUGGAUAUCGGUCUUGAGAGUUGAGAUUGGAGAGCAGCGCCGUCUGCACUGGGUCCUGCAGCCUCCGUCCUUUCAAUGCCUGGUUUUCUCUGUGACUGCUGGCCUUCCCUGGAGAUCAGAGCGCUCCUGUAUGCCAUGGGCUGUAUUCAGAGCAUCGGAGGCAAAGCCAGAGUCUUCCGGGAAGGGAUCACGGUGAUUGAUGUGAAAGCCUCCAUCGACCCCGUCCCCACCAGCAUCGAUGAGUCCUCCAGCGUGGUGCUCCGCUACCGGACACCCCACUUCCGGGCCUCGGCCCAGGUGGUCAUGCCGCCCAUCCCCAAGAAGGAGACUUGGGUAGUUGGCUGGAUCCAGGCGUGCAGCCACAUGGAGUUCUACAACCAGUACGGCGAGCAGGGCAUGUGAGUACGGCCGAGAGCCAGCUCUGGGAACUGCUAGGGAUGGCCGAGCUUGGAGGCCUGGUGGGGGGCCGCGGAUAGGGGGAAGGUGGAGAUACCAUGAAGACAGGACAGAGGCCAGAGGGAAGCUUUAGGCAGGUAUGCAGGUGGCCUCAUUGGCCCGGUGGCUCCCUGAAAAGUUUGCCUGUGGAUCCAGAUUGGAGUCACCGUCCUGCAAUCUACCCUGCCACUGUUCCCCCGGGUUCCUGUGUCCUUCCCUGCAAGAUGCGGAGAAAGCAGAGAGACAUUACUCCCAGUGUUUCCUGGCAGAGCAAGUGUGCCGUCCGCCUGAGGAGUGUCUGUGCCAUCAGGGGUCACCAGAGAGGCUGCAGGGCUGCCCUCCAGGCCUCUGGCCCUGUGCGGGCCCAUGGCAGACAUUCAGGCACUCUGCAACUCCCAGACCGGUCCAGCUGGGAGCUCCCCGACCUCCAGGAGGGAAAGAUCCAAGCCAUCAGCGACUCAGAUGGGGUGAACUACCCCUGGUACGGCAACACCACGGAGACCUGCACCAUCGUGGGCCCCACCAAGAGGGACUCCAAGUUCAUCAUCAGCAUGAAUGACAACUUUUACCCCAGCGUCACAUGGGCCGUGCCCGUCAGCGAGAGCAACGUGGCCAAGCUCACCAACAUCUACCGGGACCAGAGCUUCACCACCUGGCUGGUGGCCACCAACACCUCCACCAACGACAUGAUCAUCCUGCAGACGCUGCACUGGCGCAUGCAGCUCAGCAUCGAGGUGAACCCCAACCGGCCCCUGGGCCAGCGCGCCCGGCUGCGGGAGCCCAUCGCCCAGGACCAGCCCAAAAUCCUGAGCAAGAAUGAGCCCAUCCCGCCCAGCGCCCUGGUCAAGCCCAAUGCCAACGAUGCCCAGGUCCUCAUGUGGCGGCCCAAGUACGGGCAGCCGCUGGUGGUGAUCCCGCCCAAGCACCGGUGACAGCCAGGGCCACCCGCUAGGUUAGACUCGCAAAUAAUAAUACCGCUGAAAACAAAACUCAGACUCACUCUUUAGUCAUUCAGCAAGAUACAACCAUUCUACCCUCUCCAGCGGGCGGAUCUCACUGUGCUGAUGCCCCCGGGAAGGCCUCCUCGGCUCUCGGCACCUGCUUCCUUUCAGGGAGGGGGGAGAUCUAAGCAGGACAGACAGACCCCACGUGCGCCCUCAGGGUGACCUCUGGUCUCCUUGCCUCUCCUUUUUCUCAGUUUCAGUCGCUCACUUGUAACAGAUUCCCUGAAACACUGCUUUUUCCGUUUUUUAAAAAAACUCCUCUUUUGGGGGCUCAGGGGCAGGAGGAGGGGGAGCUGAUUAGGAGGGAAGCUCCAGCCCCCGAUCAAAGAGACAGAUCCGCACUGCUGCCGAUCUGUGGCGCUGGCCGGCCUUCCCCCCAGGUCCCUCCGCCCUCUGUCAUGCGGCCUUAUGUAGACUUGCUUUGCCAAACUUUUGCCUUAAGCUGAAUUUAAAGGAAGAAAACCAAUCGGAGAAAGAAAGCAGGAUCUCUUUUCUACCGGACUUUUCCUCUUCUGCCAGAGGUGGAGGGAGGGGUGGGGUCGCCCGCGAGAGUCUCUUGAGCCCUUCUUCCCGGUUGUCUUGGGAGAAGGGUGAGGAUGGGCAUUUAGACCCAAAACCAGCUGCUCACUCUUUCUUUUUGGCAGAAACAAAACCACAGGCAGAUUCUGCCUGAACAGCCCCUUCUCUCCCUCCACCCCCAGGUGGUAUCCCCGCACCUGCGGAGAGGGGCUGUGAGCUCUGGCGGGGGGUGGCUCCACCAGUCGCCUGGCCUCUUCUCCCCUCUCUUCCCAGCAGCCUUAACUUCCCUUGGGCGGCUCUAGGAGGAGAGAGGCAGGCUCCUGUGAGCCCAGGGAAUUUUCACCCUCUCAGUCCUCAGGACCCACCCCCAGUUGAGUCCCUGGCCCUUCCUCCAGGUGUGUGGCUUUUUCCUUCUCCAUCCACACUGGUCCCAAAUGCCUGGGGGCCGGCCACCUGGACCGCCGACACACAGCCUCAAUGUUAGUCUCAAAGGUAAGGAAGGCAUUCACGUCCCUUCUUGCAGGGCAUUUUAAGACUUGAAUCGGGUGGGCCCCGGCCCCUGUGGCUGGCUGGCCCCUGGUGUACUGUAAAAGGGCCAAGACAGGGCUCAUUCUCAGGGGCGCCCCUCCCAGGCCCUCAGGGCAGCGGGACGGUGCAGUCAGGCUCUGGGUGCCACAGUGAUGGAGGUGGAAGGCACCCAAGCUCUAGGGAAGUCUUGGGAGGCAGUCGGCCGAGCCCCUGCUUCCUGUCCUCAAAUAAGUGAAUCCAGGCCAAGGGCUGGGAGGGCUGGGUGGGCUUAUGGUCGAGAGGGGUCAGAGCCACUCCGGAGGCUGGGCUGGCACAGUGGAGAGCGACAGGUGAGGACAGACGUCCGGAAGCCCAUCCCUGGGACCUGCCCUCCCUCGGUCCCAGGCCACUGGAGCUCCAGGGCUUACUUAGUCCUGACCCAUUGUGCCAGGGUUCUGAGCAGUGUCGGCCUUGUGGCCACUUGCAGGGGCUAUUAGGGGACAUCCCGCUGAAGCCACGCUCCUUCCAGCUUGCCAAACCCACAGCUACCCACCCGGGGCCCACACUCAGCCUAAUAAUUAUCAAGCACAGAAAACCGUCCAUUUAGAAAAAUAAUCCAUUUCUGCUGCAGAUGAGCCACUUGUAAGAGUCUCCGUGACAGCGUGGGACGGUGUGGGCACCAAGGUCCCUGCCCUGCUCCUUCGUCCACGGGCUAUUGCGUUUAUUCAAGGGCUGCUUAAUGACCGUUCAGCCACUGCCGUCGGUCUCCGGGCCCAGCUCGUGCCAGGAGGCUGUCCUGGGACACACUGGGCUGGAGCUGCCGGCUGGCACGGUGCUCAGGGGGCCCCUAAUGGGGGCCAGGACCUCCCCGCAGAAACUGCAGGUUCUCUUGUGAGGAUGGAGGCCGUGCCACCCCGAAAGGCAGUAGCCUUAGGGGAACAGUGGGUCCCAGCUGCAUGUCUGAGGACUGGUGGGGACAGGGCUGGGACUCAGCUUUCAUUCACUGGAGACUUCUCCACUCAGGUCUUUGUUGCACUAAAGCAGGGACAGGACCCUGGCGGUUCAGGAAGCGGGUCUCAGGCCGCCGGUUUCUUCCCGGAGGUGGGGCUGGAGACCAGAAUGGAAAGGGGCUUCCUGAGCUGCUAGGGGGUGAAGGACCCCCGAACCCGCAUUUCUUGAGUGAGAGCAAACACUCGAGGCAGGAGCCAGCACCCCUCCCACUGCAUGCCCGGCCCCCAGCCCACCUUGCCCCCUGACCCACCUUCACCCGUGCCCCUUCUUUCCGCCCUUCCUUCCUCACCGAAGAAGGGCUAGGAACACCCUGGAGAGGCUGCAGGUCCGGCCACAGACGCUCAGCUGAGCCCCGGUCUGCUCCCUCAGCCUCCUUGCUCAUGUUGGAGCACAGGCCCCAGGCGUCCUGCCAGGGCCCCGAUUCUUCUUACGUCCCCCAGCCCUGCCCUGGCGUGGACAUCCACUCACUCCUUCCAGCAAUAAGAACCGUCCUUGGUCGUGGAGAGUACUGUGAAACAAACCAAUGCACUUACCAGGAGGCACAAGACUCUUGAAGAAGAUGUAAAAUGAACCUUUUUUUUUUUUUUUUACAAAAAACAAAAAGCAAAUAUUCAUAAAGAGAAAUAAAAUGUAAUUUUAAAGUA